Molecule: messenger RNA, 1089 nt
Organism: Necator americanus (New World hookworm)
Lineage: Eukaryota; Metazoa; Nematoda; Chromadorea; Rhabditida; Ancylostomatidae
Exons: 3
Coding region: 1-1089 (362 amino acids)
Source: RefSeq, a predicted model, not a curated record
AUGACUGUGAACUCUCAAGUAACUUGUUCUCAAUGGGUAUUUGACGUUAUCAGCAUCCCAUACAAGUUGUCCUUCGAAUGUGAUCGAUACUACUUCAAGCUUAUGGAUCGUGAUGAAUCUUGUUUACGAUGGCAUUUGAAGAUAUUGGUUGAUGAUAUCGAUACGCCAAGGGCGUACGCUAAGACAGUUACUAAUGUUAUUAAUUUUGUCAGAGCACGUCUAGCUAAUGAGGCAAAAGAUCGUCUCAGAAAGGCAGACCAUCCAAUUUCUCCGCCGCUGCCAAGAAUAUCAAGUCACUCCAAACUUUAUAAUCAACAAGCGACUUCACGAGAUAAGCGGUGUUCCCAAAGAAAGCCGGCAGAUGCAGAAGAUCGAGCAACAACUCCUACACUACAGGAGAAGUUCAGACAAUUAGUAGACCAUCAGCAACAUAAGAAGGUUAGUAAAUCUGUUAAAUCUACCUCUGUAUGUGCAGAUCACAACGGCACCAUUGCUAAUAAGAACAGUGCACAAAGUUCAUUUCGUGUUUCUGUGAUUGGCGAUGUACUCAUCUCAGCUGACGCGCUUUCCGUUUUGGAUCUCGGCCCUAGUUUCGCGCCUGUGCAAUCAAUAAGUCCGGAGGUAUCACGCAAGAUUGUGGGCGGCCUCCAAUUGGUUCAUGAUAGGUUGCGACUGGGAGCAAAAGAAGAAGAGCGAAGGCAAGAGAACAGAAUAGCUGAGCAAGUGUCCUUACCCUCCAUACCUUUCCCGCGUAUGAUGUGUAAACCACCUGAACCCAACCCCACGGUAGACAACAGGUUUCGAGUGUUCGCAACAUCGGUAUAUUCCGUUUCGGGGCGUUUCUCGAAAAAAAAACACGUAAAUUUCAAUCUCUCUGUCGCGCAACGCCGAGGCCUACGUGAGAUUCACAAUCUUAUUACAGCUGGAGAGAUCAAUGUCUCCGUUAGUGAUAAGGGAGGCGAAUUUGUUGUUCUAUCACGCGAACUAGACAAGGCGAUAACGAGACAACAUCUUGAGGAUGACAAUCUAUAUGUCCCAUCCUUCGCCAAUGGGUUCAGAAAGCAAUAUCGCCGCCUAAAUAGGAUUUGA